This is a messenger RNA of Setaria italica (foxtail millet), 739 nucleotides long. RefSeq names its product auxin-responsive protein SAUR50. Bases 173 to 457 code for a protein of 94 amino acids. Gene Ontology annotation, biological process: response to auxin. Lineage: Eukaryota; Viridiplantae; Streptophyta; Magnoliopsida; Poales; Poaceae. The record is from RefSeq and is a predicted model, not a curated record. The transcript has a single exon.
CCUCGCCUGCGCCCGUCUCCAACACACAGCUUCUACAUCAUCAAAUUAAAGCAUCAAAAGCUUCUUGUUCCUGUUCCUCGUCACCGCAUUGCAGGACAAACGGCUAUAGUGCAACAGCAGCUGCUAGCUAGCUUUGCUCAUAUCUAUCGUGAUCAAAGCAAAGCAGUCAGCAAUGGCGAAGAAGAUGGCGCAGUCGGCGAGCCUGAAGCAGAUCCUGAGGCGGUGCUCAAGCCUGGGGCGGCGGCAGCAGGACGUGGUGCCGAGGGGGCACUUCCCUGUGUACGUCGGCGAGAGCCGGUGCCGGUUCGUCGUGCCCAUCGCCUGCCUGGAGCACCCGCAGUUCCUCGUGCUCCUGCGGAUGGCCGAGGAGGAGUUCGGCUUCGACCACGACGCCGCCAUCACCCUGCCCUGCGACGAGGCCGUCUUCGAGGCGCUCCUCGCCUCCUUGGUGCACUGACCGCCGACCCCCAGUCACUGCCAGGGUACGUCGAAGAGGAUGCGCCCGGCAUUGAUUGGAACAUGGGUGGUCGGUGACGGGAGAUUGACCCCGGACCACUCUGCUUCGGUUGCCCGAUGGUUGAUCUGUUAAUUACAGUGCGUGUAGCAAGAUUGAUGAUGUCGUAGUUAGCCUAGUGUACGUACGCAUGUAUAUACUGCCAUGAUGGUUUCGAUUCAUUUGUUCCUCGAUUGGUUUUUUAAUGAUCAGUGAAGGAGGACACAGCUACAUGAUUGCCUGAAA